ACUUCGGUCAUCAGUUUUGUUUCUGAUGAUUAUUGAUGUUUCUGGUGCACUGAGUUAGAAAAUCAUGUCGAGGUCUUCAUUUGAGGAGGAUUUGCUUUGUCCUGUGUGCUGCGACAUUUUUGUAAAUCCUGUAGUUCUUUCCUGUAGUCACAGCAUCUGUGAAGAUUGUAUUCAGAGGUUUUGGGAAAAUAAAAAACUUAAAGAAUGUCCAGUUUGCAGAAGGAGAUCUUCAAAGGAACAUCCUCCGUUAAAUCUGGUUUUGAGGAACCUGUGUGAGACCUACCAACAGAAGCCGAGUCAGAGAUCUUCAUUUGGAGGUGAAACUGUAUGCGGUGUUCACAAUGAGAAGCUCAAGCUCUUCUGUUUGGAUGAUCAGCAGCCCGUGUGUUUGGUGUGUCGAGAUUCCAGAAAACAUGCAAACCACCGUUUCUGUCCCAUAGAUGAAGCUGUGAUGGACAAUAAGAAGAUGCUCAAAGUUGCCCUGGAACGAUUAAAGGAAAAACAGAGAAUAUUUGAGAAUUUUAAACAGAGUUGUAAUGAAGAUGAUCAACAAAUUAAGUUUAACGCUGAAGACGCUGAGAAGCAGAUAAAGGAGGAGUUUGAGGAACUUCACCAGUUUCUACGUGAUGAAGAAGCUGCCAGAAUAAAAGCCCUGAGAGAAGAAGAGAAACGGAGGUGUCAGAAGAUAAAGCAGGAGAUUAAGGAGAUAAGCAAACACAUUUCGUCUCUCUCAUGUACAAUCAGAGACAUAGAGGAGCAGAUGAAAGCUGAAGAUGUUUCAUUUUUGCAGAACAUAAACGCCACGUUGCAAAGAGCUCAGUGUAACCCGCCAGUUUCCAAACCUAAUCCAGCAGUGAUCAAUUUUUCAAAUCACCUGACCAACCUGAAAUUCACUGUUUUACAGAAGAUGCAGGAAAAUUUUGGUAAAACUUCAUACUUUAACUCUCAUCAAUCAGAAUUCCAUUUUGAUCUCGCUGCAAUGGACAUUUUUGAUAAUCCAGAGAAAUAUGAAGAAUAUGAAGAUUUCCCGACUGGUGGAGGAAACAGUACAAACAUUGUAUGGGUCCCACAGUUCAAUGAAGAUCAGUCUCCAUGGGAGGUUCAUCCAGUCCGUACAAAUAUUCCCGAAUUCCCCCAAACUCAUGUUCGGUCAUCUAGAGGCAGAGGGCGCAAUUUAAGGAAAGGUCCACCAACAUCAUGUUGGUCUUCAAGAUAUGAUCAUCUGUGACAAGGAGGGGAGAGCAAUUUUUGAAGGGGACACAAAUAAUACAGCUUAAAUUGUACUUGUAAUAGAUGUACAUAGCAUGCUGUUUAAAUAUGAGUUUGGUUUAUAGGUUCAUCACGCGGUCAUAUUAUAAUUAUUUAAUUAUUUUGCGUCCUCCACAUAGUAUUUCAGGUUUCGUCUGGGACUGAGAACGUCUCUUAUUUAUAUAUUCACCUGCAGCAAGCCCACUGAUCUGCCACUUAACAUCAUAUUAAGCAACACCCAACACGUCGGUAGGUUUACAAUAUUGGCCUAAUAUCAGUUCACACCAGGGGCGGACUGGGACAAAAUUUCAGGCCGGGAAAUCUCACACUUAUCAAGGCCAUCCCAUACACCCACACCAAAUUUUGAAACCACGGACAGCAAUAUAUAUAUAUAUUUAUAUGGCCAUCAUAAUCAUCACAUAAAGAAGUUUAAAUCGGCUGGGGCUGUGGUAUCUCUUUAACUUCCAGUUUCCUUUUUAGUCUCUUUUAAUCUCUCUGUAUCUCUUUUUUACAAAUUUUCUUGUAUUUGUUUCCACAUAGCAAUGUUGCCUACAUUUAUUUUUGAGAAACUGAAGUAUUAUAUUAGAACCAUGUGUUAUUGUUUUAGUUUGCCUAAAUGUCAAAAUCAGUACAAUUAUAGUUACAUUUUGAAUAUAUCUUUAUAGAAACAUCUUAAAACUGAACAUGUUUUUGGUUUUAUUUUGAUUAAAAACACGGUUAAUUUUCAUAGGGGGUGUUGUCGGCUAAAUCCCUAGUCUUUACAAUUGUAAUUAUGUCCUUUUGUUAUUUUUGCAGUAAUUGACUGCUACUGCUAACAUUUACUAGCAGUUUAAUGCUUAACUACAAAGACAAAACUUGCCGCUUUGCCAGUCAAGACUAACCGAUUCAUUCCAAAUGAAUCACUUUUAUACAUUCGACAGGCAACAAAAACAACAUCAACUCAAAAAAAAAAAAAAAAAAAGGAGGGCAGUGGGCCAACUUGGAUUAGGAUAUCAUCAUUUUUUGUCAUGACUAAUAUAUGAAUGAUCCAGCAUUCUCUGUAUUAAAGAGAAAGAAUCACUUCACCCGAUGUUUAAUGUGAAUAACAGUCUUACACAUAAUUACUGAAGAACUUUGCGCUCUCCCACCGUUAUCGGCAAAGGAGGGUAAAGCAGGCAGUGGACCAAACCACUGUUAGGCAAGGGAGGGGGGACUUAAAACAUUUUUGAACUUAAAACAUUUUUUCGCCUUUAUAUUGUUUUACUACUUAAACAUUUAUUUGAAGUAUAUGUCCAUUAUAUUAUUUACAAUACACAGAGUUGAUUGUAAUUAUAUUUUUGCCCGUGAUUUACGGCCAUGAUCAGUGACAUUAAUCGUAUUUAG
Messenger RNA from Labeo rohita (rohu), 2610 nucleotides. RefSeq names its product E3 ubiquitin-protein ligase TRIM35-like. The record is from RefSeq and is a predicted model, not a curated record. The coding region runs from base 65 to 1228 and encodes 387 amino acids. Lineage: Eukaryota; Metazoa; Chordata; Actinopteri; Cypriniformes; Cyprinidae. Gene Ontology annotation, molecular function: zinc ion binding. The transcript is spliced from 6 exons.